This is a messenger RNA of Entamoeba histolytica HM-1:IMSS, 1281 nucleotides long. RefSeq names its product WD domain containing protein. The record is from RefSeq and is a predicted model, not a curated record. Gene Ontology annotation, biological process: mRNA splicing, via spliceosome. The coding region runs from base 1 to 1281 and encodes 426 amino acids. NCBI's taxonomy places the organism in Eukaryota, Evosea, Mastigamoebida, Endamoebidae. The transcript has a single exon. Gene Ontology annotation, cellular component: U4/U6 x U5 tri-snRNP complex. Gene Ontology annotation, molecular function: U4 snRNA binding; U6 snRNA binding; protein binding.
AUGAAAAACAUUCCUACUACUCAACAACAUGCAGAAAAUAUUAUGAAAUUAGAAGAAAAAUGGAAAUAUAGAAAAAUCCCACUUCCUACAGAAGAUAAAAUGGUUAUGUUAAGAUUGAGAGAAUUAGGAGAACCAAUUAUGUUAUUUGGAGAAGAAUUUGAGAGUAGAAGAGAGAGACUGAGAGAUGCAUUAGCUAAAGUUGGUUCUGACCAAGGAUUUCCACAAUGUGCACUUACAGAAGAAAAAACCGACCAACUAAUAACUAAAUUACAUUAUACUGAUGGUGGAGAAGAAUUAAUUGGAAUAAGAAGAUGGUUGUUAGUUGAUAGUUUACUUAGAGCUAAGUCAAGAACGAAAGAAGAAAUUCAUUAUGUUCAACACAAAUAUGAGUCAAUACAUAAUGUUGGUUCAAUGAUUGGAGAUGAAUAUAGAGUUUUACGAUGUAAAGUAGGAAGAAAAAGUGUUAUCACAGGGGGUGCAGAUGGGAAAGUCAGAGUAUGGGAUUUAAGUGAUUGUUCAAAAAUAAGAGAAACGAGUGUUGAAGGACAAAUUUAUUCAUUAAAUUUUUCACCUAUUGAAGAAGCACCAAUUGAUUUUGUUGUAGGAACAUCACAAGGGUAUGUCAAAUUAUUUGCAAAAAAUGAAGAACAACCACUUGGUAUUCAAAGUCAUACUGAUAGAGUGAAUGCGGUAGAAUUUCAUCAAUCAGGAAGAUUUUUACUAACAGGGUCUCAUGAUUCAAUGAUAAAAUUAUGGGAUUUAGAGAAUGGAGGAUGUGUAUUAAAACAAACUGGACAUAGUGGUUCUGUAAGAUGUAUUGGAUGGCAACGAGAUGGUGGGAUAUUUGCAUCAGGAGGAAAUGAUCGUAUUGUUCAUUUAUUUGAUGUUCGAAAUGGUAAACAAAUAGGAAAGUAUGAAGGACAUGCAUCUACAAUAACUAGUCUAGACUGGCAUUGUAAUGGAGGAGUAUUAGUCACAGCAUCUGAUGAUAAUACAGUAAAAUUAUGGGAUAUUCGAAUGGAAAGAUGUGGAUAUACUAUUCCAGCACAUAGUACUAUUGUCACAGCCGUAAAAUUAAGUCAUCAAGGAGAUUUAUUACUAACAAGUAGUUUUGACCAUUCCAUUAAACUUUGGUCAUUAAAAAAUUGGAAUUGGAAAUUGGUAUGUAAAUAUGAAGAACAUUCAAAGCCAGUUGUAGAUGUAGAUUGGUUAGAGGAUGAUGAAGGAUUUAUUUCGUGUGGUUUUGAUAAAACAUGGAAAAUAUAUAAGACUGAAGAAUGA